This is a messenger RNA of Daldinia decipiens, 1637 nucleotides long. Its product is annotated as Aldo/keto reductase. Gene Ontology annotation, molecular function: aldose reductase (NADPH) activity. The transcript has 3 exons. Lineage: Eukaryota; Fungi; Ascomycota; Sordariomycetes; Xylariales; Hypoxylaceae. The record is from RefSeq and is a predicted model, not a curated record. Gene Ontology annotation, cellular component: cytosol. Bases 338 to 1327 code for a protein of 329 amino acids.
UAGGUGUAAAAUUAAGUAGUUUGAUUUCAUUGGUCGAUAGCUUUAAAAUUAGAUUAUCUCGUAGUAUUGUAUUAAAAAUAGUGGAGGUGUAGUUUUAUGCCAGUUAAGGGGAUAGAGAAAAUCCAACGUUAUGGUGUAAUAGACAUGGAUUCAUUACCCCUCAGCCAUCCAACCCCUCAUCGCGAACUCAAUUGCUAAAACUGCCGGUGGAGAAGCUUCAAAGUAAAAUUCAACGCCUUCUCUGGUAUAUAAUUGAACCCCUUCGCCUCUUUGGAUGUGUCCCUCAGAUUCUUCUCUCCUGAAUAUUUAGAAAUAACCUACCAAUUCCUUGUUAACUAUGGCGACGAAAACACCCACCGUAAAACUAGCCUCUGGCUAUGAAAUGCCCCUGGUUGGCUUUGGUAUUUGGAAGGUGCCGAACGAUACCUGCGCUGAUCAAGUCUAUAAUGCUAUCAAGUUAGGCUAUAGACACAUUGAUGGCGCUUGGGACUACACGAACAGCGCCGAGGCCGGUAAGGGUGUACGGAGGGCUAUCGAAGAGGGCAUCGUGAAGCGAGAAGACAUAUUCAUUACCUCCAAGUUAUGGAACAAUUACCACGCUCGCGAACAUGCGUUCGAGAUGGCUAAGCUGGAGAACGAGGCGUGGGGUCUGGGAUACUUGGACCUAUUCUUGAUCCACUUCCCCAUUGCGCUAGAGUUUAUCCCCUUCGACAAGAUCCGCUUUCCCUGCUUCUGGUCUGAUAAGGAGCAGACUAAGGUUACUCCGCUGGCAAAGGUACCAAUCUCAGAGACCUGGAAGGCUCUAGAGGAUAUGGUUCAGACUAAGGAGAACCCAAAUGGCUUCGUCAGGAGUAUCGGUAUAUCAAACUUCCAGCCCCAACUAAUCUACGACCUGCUGUCGUAUGCGAAGAUCCACCCGAGUGUCUUGCAGAUCGAGCACCACCCGUACCUAACGCAGCCCGGCCUUAUCGCCCUAGCGCAAGAAAACAACAUUGCCGUAACUGGUUACUCGACAUUUGGCCCGCAGAGCUUCAUCGAGUUGGGCAAUGCUACGGCCAAGGAAAUUAAGCCUCUAUUCGAGACGGAUGUGGUGAAGAGCGUCGCGGCGAAGCAUGGCAAGUCUCCCGGACAGGUUCUGCUUCGAUGGUGUACUCAGCGCAACAUCAUCGUCAUCCCCAAGUCGAAUAGCGUCGAGCGACUGAAGCAGAACCUCGAGUGCUGCUCCUUCGACCUAAGUGAGGAUGAGAUUAAGCAAAUCUCUUCUCUGAACAUUGACCUGCGAUUCAUCAACCCUGCUGCUCUAGGAAGUAGUAGAAUCUUCGGUUAAAGGUGGUAUAAUACUAGGGGAUAUUUAUUCAUUAGAUGGUUUAGAAACAUUAAAAUAAUAGAUUGCCUAGGUUAAUUCCUUGUUCUUUGCGGGGACGUUAAAUAAUACAUGUGCGUCAUGACGAAAAUAUACAUAAGGUAUGUAGCUUCUGUAGGUAUGUACCUAAUGAAUUGAAAGAACCUUCCACCAACGCGCCAACGCGAGAACAAAAAAAGAAAACGCCACAGCUCUGCACCGCCAUACGGAUCGGUACAGCCACAACCAUGUCCAAUUAUGGAACCUAUUAAUCAAGUGCCUGAAUGCGCGUCAC